Saprolegnia parasitica CBS 223.65 is the source of this 569-nucleotide messenger RNA. RefSeq lists its product as hypothetical. The transcript has a single exon. Bases 32 to 493 code for a protein of 153 amino acids. The record is from RefSeq and is a predicted model, not a curated record. NCBI's taxonomy places the organism in Eukaryota, Oomycota, Saprolegniomycetes, Saprolegniales, Saprolegniaceae.
CCCAAAAUUGAGUUUCGAGCUCAGGACGACGAUGAAGAUGAUGGAACACCGGGCGCCGUCGUUCAGCAGCAACUUGGUCGAGGAGCCGUGCAUGAUGAUGCUCACGUCGCCGACCAAGUCGACCUCGCCCAUCAAGCCGGCGACGUACAGCUUUAGCAGCGGCUCGUACGCGAACACGAGCUACGCCGACACGUACCUCCAGCGCUCGUCGAGCUACGCGCGCAAGGAGGUCAAGUGGCAACGCGCGCCGGUCGCGAUUCCCGACCAGUUCAAGAUCCGCGACAAGUACUGCGUCGGCGGCAAGCGCAUUCCGUUCACGCGCUUCAACAUGAUGGCCGCGCGCAACAAGAAACCGCUCGACGACCUCGACACUAUUUAUGAGUCGUGCUACUUUCUCGACUUCCAGUACGACGCCAUCAUGGCCGAGCCCGCGCACGAAGAGCGCGUCGCGCUCUACCCGCUCCGUGCGCUUGCCAUGACCUUUAUUCAAUAGCCGACGACCAAGAAGCCGGCUUGUACAGUACACACCUCUAAUUUAAUCCAUUUCUCUGCGACGAAGCAGCACUUGU